Microtus ochrogaster (prairie vole) is the source of this 3686-nucleotide messenger RNA. RefSeq names its product mediator complex subunit 24 (gene Med24). Gene Ontology annotation, molecular function: transcription coregulator activity. Gene Ontology annotation, cellular component: mediator complex. NCBI's taxonomy places the organism in Eukaryota, Metazoa, Chordata, Mammalia, Rodentia, Cricetidae. Gene Ontology annotation, biological process: positive regulation of transcription initiation by RNA polymerase II. The record is from RefSeq and is a predicted model, not a curated record.
GAUCCGCCUGCCUCUGCCUCCCGAGUGCUGGGAUUAAAGGCGUGCGCCACCACCGCCCGGCUUCUGGCUCCAUUUUUAAACUCCCGUCUCGCCACCGGUCUCGCCUCCUUGGAGUGAAAUCAUGAAGGUGGUGAACCUGAAGCAAGCCAUUUUGCAAGCCUGGAAAGAGCGAUGGAGCGACUACCAGUGGGCAAUCAACAUGAAGAAAUUCUUUCCGAGAGGAGCCACCUGGGACAUUCUCAACCUAGCAGAUGCGCUCCUGGAGCAGGCCAUGAUUGGACCGUCCCCAAAUCCUCUCAUCCUGUCCUACCUGAAGUACGCCAUCAGUUCCCAGAUGGUCUCCUACUCGUCUGUACUCACAGCUAUCAGUAAGUUUGAUGACUUUUCCCGGGACCUGUGUGUCCAGGCUUUGCUGGAUAUCAUGGACAUGUUUUGUGACCGACUCAGUUGCCACGGCAAAGCGGAGGAAUGCAUCGGGUUGUGCCGAGCGCUUCUUAGCGCCCUCCACUGGCUGCUGCGUUGUACAGCCGCUUCUGCAGAGCGGCUCCAGGAAGGACUGGAGGCUGCCACUCCAGCCACUGGGGAAAAGCAGCUAGCCUUGUGCCUGCAGUGCCUGGAAAAGACCCUCAGCAGCACCAAGAACCGAGCUCUGCUACACAUCGCCAAACUAGAGGAGGCCUCAUUGCAUACAUCCCAGGGACUUGGGCAGGGUGGCACCCGAGCCAAUCAACCAACAGCCUCCUGGACUGCCAUUGAGCAUUGCCUUUUGAAGCUCGGGGAGAUCCUGGCCAAUCUCAGCAACCCCCAGCUCCGGAGCCAGGCCGAGCAGUGUGGCACUCUUAUCAGGAGUAUCCCCACCAUGCUGUCCGUGCACUCAGAGCAGCUGCACAAGACUGGCUUCCCCACCAUCCACGCGCUGAUCUUGCUUGAGGGCACAAUGAACUUGACCGGGGAGAUGCAGCCCCUGGUGGAGCAGCUGAUGAUGGUGAAGCGCAUGCAGCAUAUCCCCACCCCUCUUUUUGUCCUGGAAAUCUGGAAAGCCUGCUUUGUGGGACUCAUUGAGUCCCCCGAGGGUACGCAGGAACUGAAGUGGACAGCGUUCACCUAUCUCAAGAUUCCACAGGUUUUGGUGAAAGUGAAGAAAUAUCUUCAUGGGGAAAAGGACUUCACUGAGGAUGUCAACUCUGCUUUCGAGUUCCUGCUGAAGCUCACGCCCUUGUUGGACAAAGCUGACCAGCGCUGCAAUUGUGACUGCACAAACUUUCUGCUCCAAGAGUGUAACAAGCAGGGGCUUCUGUCUGAAGUCAACUUUGCCAUCCUUGUGGGCAAGCGCACUGCAGAUCGGGACCCCCAGCUAAAAUCAUCAGAAAAUGCCAACAUCCAGCCCAACCCUGGGCUGAUCCUCCGGGCAGAGCCCACUGUCACGAACAUCCUCAAGACAAUGGAUGCGGACCACUCCAAGUCCCCAGAGGGGCUCCUGGGAGUGCUGGGACACAUGCUGUCCGGAAAGAGCCUGGACUUGCUACUGGCUGCUGCCGCCGCCACUGGGAAGCUUAAAUCCUUUGCCCGAAAAUUCAUCAAUCUGAAUGAGUUCACUACCCAUGGCAGCGGAGAGAGCACAAAAACAGCUUCUGUUCGUGCCUUGCUCUUUGACAUCUCCUUCCUCAUGCUGUGCCACGUGGCCCAGACCUAUGGCUCAGAGGUGAUUCUUUCUGAGGCAAGCUCAGGAGAAGAAGUCCCCUUCUUUGAGACUUGGAUGCAGACUUGCAUGCCUGAGGAGGGCAAGAUUUUGAACCCUGAUCACCCUUGCUUCCGACCAGACUCCACCAAAGUAGAGUCCUUGGUGGCCUUGCUCAACAACUCCUCAGAGAUGAAACUAGUACAGAUGAAGUGGCAUGAAGCCUGCCUGAGCAUUUCCGCAGCCAUUUUAGAGAUCCUCAAUGCCUGGGAGAAUGGGGUUCUGGCCUUCGAGUCCAUCCAGAAAAUCACCGAUAAUAUCAAGGGAAAGGUAUGCAGUCUUGCGGUGUGUGCUGUGGCUUGGCUUGUAGCCCAUGUCCGGAUGCUGGGGCUGGAUGAGCGUGAGAAGUCGCUCCAGAUGAUCCGCCAGUUGGCAGGGCCACUGUACAGUGAGAACACCCUGCAGUUCUACAAUGAGAGGGUGGUGAUUAUGAACUCAAUCCUGGAACACAUGUGUGCGGACGUGCUUCAGCAGACAGCCACACAGAUCAAGUUUCCAUCCACGGGUGUGGACACGAUGCCCUACUGGAACCUGCUUCCUCCCAAGCGCCCUAUCAAGGAGGUACUGACGGACAUCUUUGCCAAGGUAUUGGAGAGGGGCUGGGUGGACAGCCGCUCCAUCCACAUCCUCGACACCCUGCUGCACAUGGGCGGCGUCUACUGGUUCUGCAACAAUCUCAUCAAGGAACUGCUGAAGGAGACUCGCAAGGAGCACACACUGAGGGCAGUACAGCUUCUCUACUCCAUCUUCUGCCUGGACAUGCAGCAAGUGACCCUGGUCCUGCUGGGCCACAUCCUGCCCGGCCUGCUUACUGACUCCUCCAAGUGGCACAGCCUUAUGGACCCUCCUGGCACUGCACUAGCCAAACUAGCUGUGUGGUGUGCCCUGAGUUCUUACUCCACCCACAAGGGACAGGCGUCCUCCCGCCAGAAGAAGAGGCACAGGGAAGACAUUGAGGACUACAUCAGCCUCUUCCCCGUGGAAGACAUGCAACCUUCGAAGCUUAUGCGACUCCUGAGCUCCAACGAGGAUGACGCCAACAUUCUAUCGAGUCCCACUGACCGCUCCAUGAACAGCUCCCUCUCGGCUUCCCAACUCCACACAGUCAACAUGAGGGACCCUCUAAACCGAGUCCUGGCCAACCUCUUCCUGCUCAUUUCCUCCAUCCUGGGCUCACGCACAGCUGGCCCCCAUACCCAGUUUGUGCAGUGGUUCAUGGAGGAAUGUGUGGACUGCCUGGAACAGGACAGCAGGGGCAGCAUUCUGCAGUUCAUGCCCUUCACUACUGUAUCAGAACUGGUAAAGGUGUCUGCCAUGUCCAGCCCCAAGGUAGUACUGGCCAUCACAGACCUCAGCCUGCCCCUGGGUCGGCAAGUGGCUGCCAAAGCCAUCGCUGCACUCUGAGGAGCUUGGAGUGGCCUGGAGGGGUCCCAGCCCCAGCAACCCAGCAGGGAGAGUGAGGAUGAGCCCAGGCUGCCCCAGCCAGUAAUGCAAGAAUGCUUUCUCAGCCUGGGCCCUUCCCCAUUCCUGUCCUCUACUCCUGUGUCUACCACAUCUCCCAGUUCCUUCCGUAAUUUUCUGUCCUUGCGACCAGUGCUCAAAGACUCUGAGCAGUCCUAAUGGUUGCCCCAAUUCUUUGUUUGCCUUUUUUUUUUUUUUUUUCGACAGACAGGGGUUGUCUGUGUAGCAACUCUGGCUGUCCUAGAACUCCCUCUGUAGACCAGGCUGGCCUCAAACUCACAGAGAUCCACCUGCCUCUGUCUCCUGAGUGCUGGGAUUAAAGGCGUGCGCCACCACCACUCAGCCGGUUGCACCAAUUCUAGCAGUAGCUGAACUCCAAGGAGGGACUUUGUAGGGCCACAGUGUGUAUAUAAAUUUAUUUUUAUAACUCAUGAGGGAGAGUCCCUCUUGGUUCAUUUGUAAAUAAAGAUCCUUGUGGCUCCUGUGA